UCCCCCCCACCCAUGUCAUUUACUUCUUCAGACUUGUCUGUUGUCCCAGUAGAAACACACACACUUGUAAUUGCAUUCGCUGGAUAUCUGCUCCACUUUAUCGACCCCUUCUGCCCGGUUCAAAAUGGCGGUGAACAUGGCGCCGAUGCGAGACACGAAGUGGCUGACGUUAGAGGUCUGUCGGGAAUUUCAGAGAGGAACGUGUUCGCGACCAGACAGCGAGUGCAAGUUCGCUCACCCUGCCAAGAGCUGUCAAGUGGAAAACGGCAGAGUCAUUGCCUGUUUUGACUCACUCAAGGGCCGCUGUUCCAGGGAGAACUGUAAGUACCUCCAUCCUCCUCCUCACCUAAAGACCCAGCUGGAGAUCAAUGGAAGGAACAACCUCAUCCAGCAGAAGAACAUGGCGAUGCUGGCCCAGCAGAUGCACCUCGCGAAUGCAAUGAUGCCCGGCACACAGCUACAGCAAGUGCCCAUGUUUUCAGUCACACCCGGCCUUGCAACCAACGCCAAUGCGGCGUUUAACCCCUACCUGGGCCCUGUGUCGCCCGGCCUGAUGCCCGCCGACAUCAUGUCCAGUGGUCCCGUACUGGUCACCAGCAACCACAGCGUCCCAGUUGCUGCUGCCGCCGCCGCACAGAAGCUCAUGAGAACAGACAGACUGGAGGUGUGUCGGGAAUACCAGCGGGGGAACUGCACACGCGGGGAGAACGACUGCCGCUUCGCCCACCCGUCAGACAGCACUAUGAUCGACACCAAUGACAACACAGUCACUGUGUGCAUGGACUACAUAAAGGGCCGCUGCACGAGGGAGAAGUGCAAGUACUUCCACCCUCCGGCUCACCUGCAGGCCAAGAUUAAAGCCGCCCAACACCAAGUCAACCAGGCUGCGGCCGCUGCAGCCAUGGCCACAGCCAGUAGCUGUAAUGAGUCGGCUGUCAAAUCACUGAAGCGACCCCUCGACGCAACUUUUGACCUGGGACUCCCUCCCGUUUUGCCUCCUUUACCAAAGAGACCUGCACUUGAAAAAGCCAACGGUGCCACCACUAUGUUCAACGCUGGCGUGUUCCAGUACCAACAGGCCCUGGCCAACAUGCAGUUUCAGCAGCAGGCUGCCUUCAUACCGUCAGGCUCGAUAUUUUGCAUGACACCUGCAACAAGUAUUGUACCCAUGAUGCACGGUGCUACUCAAGCCACUUUGUCUGGAGCCAACACAUCUGCCACAAGUGUUCCCUUUGCAACCGCAACAGCCAAUCAGAUUCCAAUAAUAUCUGCCGAGCAUCUGACUAGUCACAAGUAUGUGACCCAGAUGUAGGAGUCUCAAUCAGAACAAUGGAACGGGAGCGUGCUGGCGUGGAUUCCGAGAUGAGCAGUCACCCUUCAUGCCUGCAACAUCAAGCGAAGAGGAACCAGAACCCGGCCUGGUUUGGAAUAAAUCUGCAUGUUAACAUAGGAGACACAGUUUUGUCAGGAUCGUUUUUCUUGUGUAUUUCAUGCACACUAUUACACGACAACAACAGAACAGAACAUAAUUUGCAUUACAGACUGCCUUUCGCUCUGUCGAGGCCACUUACCUUUAUUCACCGGACACACUUUGAAUGUGAAAAUGAGGUAAACGCGUGGAGCAGUCGAGAGGAAAAACAAUCGACUGUUGUAUCGGUACGUCCAUUGAACAAGAAUCAUUACUUAUGGUGUUUGUUUAGCUCAUCGAUUGUUGGUCUUUGACUCAAACGUGUUCAU
Messenger RNA from Limanda limanda (common dab), 1737 nucleotides. Its product is annotated as muscleblind-like protein 1. Lineage: Eukaryota; Metazoa; Chordata; Actinopteri; Pleuronectiformes; Pleuronectidae. Gene Ontology annotation, molecular function: metal ion binding. The transcript is spliced from 11 exons. Bases 125 to 1312 code for a protein of 395 amino acids. The record is from RefSeq and is a predicted model, not a curated record.